This is a messenger RNA of Cuculus canorus (common cuckoo), 4496 nucleotides long. RefSeq names its product eukaryotic translation initiation factor 5A2 (gene EIF5A2). The record is from RefSeq and is a predicted model, not a curated record. Gene Ontology annotation, biological process: positive regulation of translational termination; positive regulation of translational elongation. Bases 138 to 599 code for a protein of 153 amino acids. Gene Ontology annotation, molecular function: ribosome binding; RNA binding; translation elongation factor activity. The transcript is spliced from 5 exons. NCBI's taxonomy places the organism in Eukaryota, Metazoa, Chordata, Aves, Cuculiformes, Cuculidae.
GGCGUGUCGGCGGCGCGCGCGCUCCCCGCCCCUUCCCGCCGCAGUGGUCGGGCGCGUGUGCGCGGCGCCGAGCCCCGGCCUGCCCCGCCGCCUUCGUGAGCCCCCUCUCCUGUCCCCCCUCCCCUUCUCCUGCCGCCAUGGCCGACGAGCUGGACUUCACCACGGGCGAUGCCGGCGCCUCCUCCACGUACCCCAUGCAGUGCUCGGCGCUGCGGAAAAACGGCUUCGUGGUGCUCAAGGGGCGGCCCUGCAAGAUCGUGGAGAUGUCCACCUCGAAGACAGGCAAGCACGGCCACGCCAAGGUCCAUUUGGUUGGUAUUGAUAUCUUCACUGGUAAAAAAUAUGAGGAUAUUUGCCCAUCAACUCAUAACAUGGAUGUUCCAAAUAUCAAGAGAAAUGAUUACCAGCUGAUAGGUAUUCAGGAUGGGUAUCUCUCCCUGCUGACAGAAAGUGGUGAAGUUCGUGAGGAUCUAAAGUUGCCAGAAGGGGAUCUCGGCAAAGAAAUAGAAGGAAAAUUCAAUGCCAAUGAAGAUGUGCAGAUAUCCGUCAUAAGUGCAAUGAAUGAAGAAUGUGCUGUAGCCAUAAAGCCUUGCAAAUAAAGAGGAUCGCCAGGCUCGGGCAACUGCUCAGGUCUGGACAAACCACAGAUCUAUAAAUUUGGUUCUUAUUGUCACCAAAGCUCUGGCCUUCACAAGCAACCUCAUUUCUUUUUCGAAUUUUUAAAAAGCAGUGCUGGAUUCUGGAUUAGUGUUGCAGGCUAACUGGCAGUUUUCAAAUUCACUGAGAUUUUAAUUCCUUAAUUUGUAACUAUUUUAACAUUCCUGUGGGUUUCAGCUAUGGAUCUAAGAAACCAGUCAGGUGUUACUAGUGGAUAUAUUUUUAUUUGCUUGAGCAAAACAGUGUUUGUCUGUAUGAACAGACAAAAUACAGUAUUCAGGGGCUUUUAGAUAAGCUGGUAGAUAUCUAGGAUUAUAAAGUGACCUAGAGCACAAAUAGUAUUUUUCUUGACAUGUUUAGGUAGAACUGACAAUAAAAGUAGCCUUUUUUUUUUUUUUUUUUUAAAGCUUAAGUAUUUUGUGGAUUGGGACUCUUGCAGAACUGUAGGUGCCAAUCACAACUUUUAGACCAAGAAACUCAAGUGAUCAAAAAUGCCAGCUGGCUUGACCAAGCCCCAAUGGCCAUGUGCAACUUAACUGUAUUACCUCUGUAUUCUUCUUUGCCAACUUUUUGGCUUAUUGUAAUGAUAAAAUGGUGUCAAAGCCUACCUGUGGUUUAGGCAGGCAGUUGGAAUAUUGGGUAGAUGAGACAUAGAUAGGUCAAGGGGAUGCAAAGGUGAGAAUGGAUGUUAAAGCUAUAGACUUUCACUCGAGGCCUUUGUCAGACUUGAAAAAUAAAAUAGAAUAAAUGCAGUUCAAUUGCUUUCCUUUAUUGUAUUUAUCUUACACUAUGAAAGGGUGACAAAAUGCAUAGGAAUCUGUUGCAGUGCUUCCAGCUUUAGGUUUUAAUCUUCAGGUUCAGACCAUAUUUUUGUAGCACAGGGACCACAUGUUUUUCAAAAAGUGGGACAAACUGUAGCAUUGAGCCUAAACGAAAUGCAUGGGAUUCUUUUUAAAAAGAUAUAACUAUUGUAUAUUAACGUAUAGACUUGACAGACAAUACUAAACAACCAUGGCUUAACUAUAAAAGUAAAUAAAUUGCUACAUAGUUAUGAAAGCUAGCUCCUCUCCAAGGGAGUUCCAAGUCAUUGAAACACACAUGCAUGGCUCUAUGUAGUAGCUUAACAGGGAGACGCAAGGCUUCACAGAACUGGUUGUGGAAUGAUAAGUAGCCUAUUUCUGUUCAAGGCACUCAACUCGAAAUCUAAGACUUGGUGACUUUUCAUGAGUGGGAAACUUCCUUUGUGGCUCAGACCUCUCUCCACAGUCGAUAAAUUGUUUCAUGAACCUGCCUUAAGCCUCCCUGGCUAUUGGCUGAUGGAGGACAACUUGUAAACAUGUGGCAUGCUGCCCUGGCCAGCAUGCACCAUUCACACACUAUUGGCAUCAAGAGUCAGACUUCACACUACAGUUAACUGCUUAAAAUGUUUCCAGAUUAGUAGUAGGUACUUUCUAAUUCCCAAAGGGCUCUUUGCAACUGUCCUGAACUGCCCUUGUACAUACUUCAGCAGAGCGUAGCAAAUCUUGGAAGUCUAAUGUAGAUGGCCACAAAAUGCAUUUUCCACAGACUUCUUAUGAGAGGGUACAGUACAGUGAAGGUAACGACAGCAAUAAUUAUACUCUGAUAAUAAAGCACAGUUACCUGGGACACCUGGCAGAAGUAGGAUACUGCCACACGCUCUUGCCUAGCACAAUACACUUGCAGGUAAACUCCAUACGUAGCACCUUGACUGAAAUGGCAAAACCACUUUAAAAAAACACCUGUAGAUGCAAGAAAUUGAAGUGUAUUUGGAACAGUUUUGAAGUGUGUGUUCUUUAUAGGUCAGCUAGUCUGCACUAUGCUCCUUUUUGCCUCUGUUGAACUGAAACACAGGCUUUGUUGGCUUUGGAGGCGGUUGUGGAACCACUGAUGAUGGUCUUGACAUCAGGCUGAGCUGUGUGAUAUCAGUUGGGAUGUCAUGUAAAACUAAUGCAAAUUCUAAUGCUAUUGCUACAUUAUGAAUAUUUUAAUAUACUUGGAAACAACAAGACUUGGAUUAGUGCUUGUUCUGGUAGUGCUUUAGUCUACAUUUAGGUGCCUGUCCUCUAAAAUGUCACUGGAAGACAGGUAUUUGUUGCCACUGGCCCACAAUCUAAGCAAUCUAAGCAUUUACUUAGACUGUAAGCUCUCUGGGACAAGGUCUGGGUUUUGUCCUGUUUCUACAAGUAGGGUCCUGGUCUGACUGGAGUUUUCGGGAACUACAGCAAUCAAAAGAUAGAGGUCUUCUGUCCUCCAGCUUGCUGGAAGAGCCCUCCUUGGGACAUAUAAAUGUCCUUCUAUUGCAACCUUCAGUUCUGCAAGACCUAAACAAUUAAGUACUUCAUUAUAGGUUUGUUCUUAUAUACUUAGUUGUCUUUUGUGAAGCACUUCAGACACUAUGGAAGUGCAGAGCAUUGGCUCAUCAUGCAUGAAGUUUCCCAUAGGUAAUACAUAGCAUGAGUCUUAAGCAUAAUCUCCAAGUUUCAGUAAGGUUAAAAGUUGCUUCUGAAUUAGAACAUGUAUUUGAGGCAUUUUUUUCCAAAGUAAGAUGUUUCAGUUUACUGUCAAGAGUUGUUUGCAGCAAACUUUGUGAUCAAUAGUCCAUAUAGAUGUGUAUUUUUAAGAUCCCUAACCAAAUGCUUAGGGAAAUUCUCCUUUCAUAGCUUUACUUUAAAACAAAUCUUACCAAUGUACUUGUUCUGUAGUACUGUCUUAACACUUAAAUUGUGUCAAAACUGAAGACUAUAAACUUCUAAUACCUGAUGGCAAUUGCUUAGAGGAAAGGCUGUGAAUACUACAAGGUGAAGAAAACUAUUUCCACUCCAAAUAAUGCAUUUUUUAUGGCUCCAAUUAAGUUUCUCCUGUUACUUUACAGAAUUGGAAAGACUGCAGUGUUUCCUGCCUCAAAUGUUGGUAAAUAAUACUUUAAGAUUUUGAUAGAUCCUUCUAAUUUUUGCUUAUAAUGGUAGUUUUUCAACUAGGCUCUUGCUAGUUGAGCCAUGUUCUCAGGGCUGUUUUUUUUUAAGAAGCUAGCUGAAUUUCAUUGUUUUAACGUAACCGCUUUCAAGCCUCUUGCAGGUUUUUCUAAUCCACGAUGUACCCAGAAAUGGUGCAUGGUCUGUAAUUUCACAAUACAGGUAAUUUUACAUAAUCUGUAAAGAAGUCAAAACAUGUUGAUGGUUCAGACUCUUAUGGUUACUGCAGGUCAGUCUCACAGAAAUCAAAAUUCAUUAAAUCCCGCUUUUUUUGGUUGAGGAAGUUAGAACGUAGUUUGUUACAGUAGAGCUAAACUUCAGGAAGAAGAAAGACCUUGUUAAGGAUAUUUCCAAUAUCUCGCUUGUACACUGAGAACGUUAAUGCAGGUGUAGAUCCUGGAGGCCUUGUGGUGGGAGUGCGAUGGAGCCUUGAGCAGCGCAACCCCGCUACGCCGAGCUACAUCCGAAGUCUCUCCAGCACCUGCAGUCCAGCCCCGUGGCAUUUGGCAUCCAAGAGUAACUUGGCUCAUGAACUUAAACCGAAAUGUUUGCUGCGUCGCGCCAUGUCACAGAAAACCCCGGUUGUACCGCAAGAGUGGGGAAGGUGGGACGGUGGGAUGGUUGGGUUGGUGACGACGGCAGACCCUGUAAAUGGCGUGAUGCGUAGCUCGAAUGUACCGCUUUGAAGCUGUAUUGUUUUCAACACCAUGGAUGAUGCGGGGAACGAUGUAAACGCGUUCAGCGGGUGCUGGGGGCGAGGACGGGCACCGCGGUGAUGCUCCAGGGGCUCUGCCGGCCCCACGAGCAACGCGACGCGGAGGGAAGCGCUCGCGUUCCUAUCUGGAA